AACCAAAAACCACUCACUACUACUCAUCUUCCACUUGUUCAAUUCCCUCUUAUCAAACUUGUAACCAUUUCAUCACCACCAACAUGAACGGUGCCGCCGGCGUUUUUGCAGAGGAAGAAACCCACGCCGCCGCCCGUUGUUCCACCCCCAACCGCUUGGACUGCCGUAUACCGGCGGCGUCGGCGCCACCACCGCCGCCAAAGAAAAAGCCUUUAUCUUUUGGGAGGAAACGAGAGCCGCCAAAAAAUGGUUACUUCCACCCGCCUGAUCUCGACCAGCUCUUCUCUCUUGUGCUUCCAACUACAACUGCUUUUAACUGACACUCUUCUCUAGUUCUCUUCCACACCCAACUGUGUUUUUGUUUUUUUGGGUUGUGUUUUGUAUUCGGAAAAGUUAAUGUUGUUAUAUAUGUGACCGGUGUAAAUAUAUAAUACUUCUCCUUCUAGAUUCUGUUGUCUGUUACUACGGUUGGGUUUGUACAAAACAUGCACCAUGAAGAAGCCCCUCACUGGUCAUGGGAUUUCUAUUUAUACAUAGCUCAAAGUUUCCUCA
Vigna unguiculata (cowpea) is the source of this 552-nucleotide messenger RNA. Its product is annotated as cyclin-dependent protein kinase inhibitor SMR5-like. Lineage: Eukaryota; Viridiplantae; Streptophyta; Magnoliopsida; Fabales; Fabaceae. Gene Ontology annotation, cellular component: nucleus. The record is from RefSeq and is a predicted model, not a curated record. Gene Ontology annotation, biological process: regulation of DNA endoreduplication.